AUGAGCGACAAGAUCUCCUCUUGGAAUGUUGUCCACAAGCUGGAGAAGCGAGGGCUUCUCGUAGCCAUCAACUGUGUUGCAGCGCUAUCAAUUCUAUUCUUUGGUUAUGACCAGGGAAUGAUGUCUGGGGUCAACAACUCCAAGAACUAUAUCGAUCUAAUGGGGUUCGGCUACACCGAGAUGGUGGAAGGAGAACCAACACCGGUGGUCACCAAUUCUUUGCUGCAGGGUGGUAUUGUGGCGGUUUAUUAUCUGGGAACUCUAUUCGGCGGUCUUUUCGGCGGCUGGCUGGGUGAUCGCAUGGGCAGAAUCAAGACCAUCGCUGCUGGGGCAAUUUGGGCGAUCCUAGGUGCGAGUCUGCAGUGCUCGGCCCAAAACCACAAUUGGAUGAUUUGCUCGCGGUUUAUCAACGGCAUUGGCACGGGUAUUUUAAACGCCAUCGUUCCUGUCUGGGCCACGGAGACCGCUGAGCACACUUCGCGUGGUCAAUUCAUUGCCAUUGAAUUUACUCUGAACAUUUUUGGUGUUGUCAUGGCUUACUGGCUAGAAUUUGGUCUGUCAUUCAUUGAUGGCGGCAAGUCGGCCUUCCAGUGGAGAUUCCCUAUCGCUUUCCAAAUCCUCUUCCUCCUUGUUCUUUUUGGAGUCGUCUGGUUUUUCCCCGAGUCCCCACGUUGGUUGGUCAGUGUCGGCCGCGAGGAGGAAGCCCGGUAUAUUCUUCAACGACUUCGUGGUAGCAGCCCCGAGGAUCGCGUCCGUGCCGAGGCCGAGUUCCUGGAUAUUCAGGCCAUCGCUGAGAUGGAGAAGACCGUAGUUCACGGUGGCGGACACUCUUAUCUUUCCAUGCUCUUUGGCUACAAGUCUGGAGAUCUUCACAUUGGUCGUCGCGUGCAACUGGUUGUCUGGUUGCAAAUCAUGCAAGAAUGGGUCGGUAUCGCUGGUGUCACCGUUUACGCGCCGACUAUCUUCAGCAUUGCUGGGUUCGACUCAAGGAAGAGUCAGUGGAUUAGUGGAUUGAACAAUGUGUUCUACAUGUUUGCUACUCUCGUCUGUGUUUUCACUUUGGAUCGCAUUGGUCGCCGCUGGACGCUAUACUGGGGCUCGAUAGUACAGGGUAUCGCCAUGUUCCUCGCCGGUGGAUUCUCACGCCUCGCCAUAAAUGCCAAAGACGAUGGUGACAUGGGCCAAGCGUCAUCAUAUGGUGCAGCAGCAGCCUCCAUGAUCUUCAUUUUCACCUCGACUUUCGGAGCUACCUGGUUGACCGUGCCCUGGGUGUACCCGGCUGAGAUCUUCCCUCUGGCUGUUCGUGCUCGUGGAAAUGCCUGGGGUGUUGUUGGUUGGAGCAUUGGAAACGGAUGGCUGACCCUUCUGUGUCCCGUCAUGUUCGGAGCCAUCGGUGAAAAGACUCUUUAUGUAUUUGCCGCCAGCAACGUCAUCACGAUCCCCAUGGUGUGGGCUUUAUAUCCGGAGAGUAGCCAGCGUACUCUGGAAGAUAUGGAUCUUCUGUUUGCUUCUCCAAGCCCAUGGGCCUGGGAGGCUGAAAAGACCUUUGCUCGCCUCAAGGCUGAGAACCCUGGUAUGGUCCAAGCUAUCAGCCGCAAGAACAGUGUUCUGGACCCAGAGGCGGGCAAGUCAUUCGAGAUUGCGAAGGCGGAGGAGAAUGCUACUAGUGCUGCGGAGCACGUUGAUCACGCUUGA
Penicillium cosmopolitanum is the source of this 1695-nucleotide messenger RNA. RefSeq lists its product as uncharacterized. Gene Ontology annotation, biological process: transmembrane transport; carbohydrate transport. The record is from RefSeq and is a predicted model, not a curated record. The transcript has 5 exons. Gene Ontology annotation, molecular function: carbohydrate:proton symporter activity. NCBI's taxonomy places the organism in Eukaryota, Fungi, Ascomycota, Eurotiomycetes, Eurotiales, Aspergillaceae. The coding region runs from base 1 to 1695 and encodes 564 amino acids. Gene Ontology annotation, cellular component: membrane.